Messenger RNA from Owenia fusiformis, 764 nucleotides. The record is from the annotation of a GenBank genome assembly. NCBI's taxonomy places the organism in Eukaryota, Metazoa, Annelida, Polychaeta, Sabellida, Oweniidae.
ACCGAAUCAUACUGAAUGAAGACAUCAUCUAAAACAGCCACAAUCAUGACAAGAAUAUAUCUCCCGAUGUUCUUUCUCACGAUAAUAAACUUCCUGCUACGGGAAUCAUUAUCCCAAGUGGUCACGAUGGAGAAGAUAACACCAUAUAUCAAAGAUGCACGACUUGAGCCAGGAAACAUUUUCAAAACUAUUGAAAAUUUUAACAGUAUGGCAGCGCAAUGUUUAGUUGAGUGUGCCCUGAGAGCACAAUGUAAAUCAGCGGCCUAUAACCAGAAAGAUCACAUCUGUGAAAUGGGAGGUGAGCUGACUAGCCAACAGACUUCGUCUAGCUGGGAGUUGAUCACGGCUGACAGCAUUGCAGAAAUGCGUAGCUCUAGUUACCUUGGAUUAUGUAACAACCAUGACUGCCUAGAAGGAGAGGUCUGUUUCAGGGAUGAACCCAACAAUUCUUAUAAAUGUUUGUGCGAAACAGGAGCUGAUUGUCCAGGGAGAACCCUACAAUGUGCAGACCUUGGCUGUGAACUGCCAAAUAGUGUUUGUAUCUCACCACCCCUGGGAGACCCAUACUGUGUCAGUGUUACAACCCCACCGGCCCCUAUUCGAUGCGAAGACCUUGGUUGUGUUCUGCCUAGUGUCUGUAUCACACCACCAGAUGGAGAUCCAUUUUGCCAAGAUGUACAAACCACUCAGCAGCCUACCAAGGGAUAGUGCAGACAGUGGAUCCAAUAAUUAUGGACCUCAUGCUAACUUAAGCUUGGACGCAG